CACAUCUACAUAAAUAAAUCAAUUAAAUCUUACUUUUUGAGGAACAUACAGAUCGGAGAAUUUGAAAAUGGUGAGUUUGAAGGGAUGCAUUGUGGCAUUGUCGGUUGUGUAUCUCAGCUUGUCGGCACUUGUGAAUGCCGCCGAGGCUGCUGCCGGUGCCGGCGGCAUCAGCUACUGCGCCACGGCCUCUGACAAAGCGAUGUGCGAGAAUGUGACGAAGACCGCCACAAAUUGGAACCAGGCAAUGACUAUGGGGUUAAAGGAGGCGAUGAAACACUCGGAUUCAAUCAUCCUUAAAAGUAAAACGGUGUCUUUGGGAAAAUCCAAGUGCGGUGAGACCUACGAUAACAUCAAUGCCAGAUUGAAGGAGUGCAUGGAUUUGGUCAACAAAGGGGACGCUAAUGAUGAAAUAAACUUCAAACUCUCGGCCGCGGUAACAGGUCUUGAAGACUGUGAAAUUGCACUUGAAGUUUUGAAAGAUGAAAAUACUCCUUUCUAUGAAUCCCAUCGCCAUUUCAAUCACAUCCUCGAUGUUUGCUUGGCAAUUGAUAAAUCCAAGCAUGAAAAGUCUGAACUCUGAAGCACAAAGAGAAGAGCACAAAGAGAGAUAAAGGGCAGAAAACAAGAGUGUGUCCAUACUAAGCUUUGCUUCUCCCAUUGAAGAAGUGUAAUCUUGCAUUACCAAGGCCAUUGACACCUAAAAUAAUCAAGAAUAAAGUAUGAUCAUCAUAGCAAACAAAUUAUAUAUAGGAUUACAGACAUGAUAUAUUCAGUUUAUUGUCAGAUUUAGAAGCAAAAGUAAAUCAUUAUAUUUACACAAUCACAUGCACUAGAAUACAGAUGUAUGUCUUA
This is a messenger RNA of Ipomoea nil (Japanese morning glory), 852 nucleotides long. RefSeq lists its product as uncharacterized. NCBI's taxonomy places the organism in Eukaryota, Viridiplantae, Streptophyta, Magnoliopsida, Solanales, Convolvulaceae. Gene Ontology annotation, molecular function: enzyme inhibitor activity. The transcript has 4 exons. The coding region runs from base 68 to 580 and encodes 170 amino acids. The record is from RefSeq and is a predicted model, not a curated record.